AGGCUGUCUGUCGUCCUGUUCGAAUGACUUAAGGGGCAUUUUCGGUACACAGUGUAAAGUGUCUUUUGUGCUCAAUAAUGCUUGAGAAAUCUCACUACUCCUGGGUUCUGGUAAAUAGAGUAUGUUGACAUUAGGUGGGAAUUGCGGUGUUUAGAGUUGCUGUCCAUGUUCUCCGUCACAGUACUUGUGCGUUUUCUCUUUUUUUUUGCAAACCUUUCUAAUGAGUUCAAUUGUUUGCGAGAGCAUUUGCUUAAUUUUAACCUCCGGGAACUAAAAGUACUAGCCACAUAGGUAAUUUUAUGUUUGACACGCUACACUGCAUACGCUGAAACAUGCAGUUCAACAACUGGAUGAUUCCAGAAAUAUAUCAACCAACAAAUUAGGUCAGCUCACUCACUAACUACUCCCACCGACUUUCAGAAAUCUAGUCAAUUAGCCAAGUCUAAACAGCAAAGGUACACACAGUGCACGCAGGUAUACAGCUGCUUGCACCCGUGUCGGCAUCGGAUAUUUUAACGAUGAAAUCAGUAGCAGUCAGGCAGAUGAACUUGUAGCUUUGUCGGGUUACAUCCCCUUACUGUGUUGUCGUGCUGUUCGACUUUCAUAUAUAUGAAUACAGGUAUGUGUAAUCUGUUAGACAUUACGCAGUUCUAUGGAUAUGCAUAAGCCUGGAUUUUAAUUAAUUAGGUAAACAAUACAAUAUGUCAGUUGCCUUCCAGAGUUCAAGUCUAAGAAGUAAAUGUCAGAGACAAAAUGUCCUUAAGUAAAGUAAAUUCAAAUGUGAGUCUUACAGGUCAUAUCUGGCUAGUCUUUUGACUUGGUUUGGCGCCUGCAAAUCAGUUAUCACUGAUUAGUUCAUCUACACUGUAUUUCAGAGCAAGAUUCAACGAAACGAUGACAAAAAUCAAGAAAAAAAUGUAGUUUCAGAUAAAUUAAUUUGUAUGUAACCGGUACGAGUAGCGACCAUAUAGCUGAAAAUGGGACCUUUAUUUUGAUACCAAGAGGGGACGUUUACGCUGAUAUGGGGACGCUGUAUUCCAUCAGAUUUAUACUCGCGUAAUCUCGCGAUUCGAAUCGAAGUACUGUUUGGUCUAGAAGGUUUCUUCAGAAGAGGGAGUGAGGCAAGUAGUAUUUCUCUGGAUAAGGCGGACCACUCUUUGUGAAGUUUUGGGUCAUUGAUGGUGAGGGACGAACGCAUUUGCCCAAAGGUACAAGGGGGCGAAGUCUUGUACCCAGAAUAAGAUUGUUUGCAAAGACAAGGGGCCAGAGUCACUUAAGCAGCAGGAUGCCGAUGGGAGGUGACAGAAAUGAAGGCUUGACUACAGAAAUGCAGGUGGUGGACACCCAGUCCAAGGCUCUCUGUUUGGACAUGACAACGAAGGUGGAGGAAGAGAAGAGUACAGGGGAGGUGAUGGAGAUGGAAGAGAAAGAUGAGCAUGCAGAGCAAGAAAGUGCAAGCAUAAAUAAAUCUGUCCAGCAUCAAUAUUCCCAAAGUCUGGCCCUACAGGGAGUGUCUCUCAAGAAUCCAGAAGAUGACCCUCCCCAUGACCAGCACCCAAAGGUAGAAUAUUUCCUUGGUCAGCCUUUCCAGUAUGAGCUAGAGGACAAGAACAGACUAAGUGUGCUCACCUGGAACCUCGACGGGCUGGACAGUGAAGACCUCCUGAAGCGUGCUGGGGGGCUGUUCUCCAAUAUUAAAAAAUAUCGGCCAGAUGUCUUACUGUUGCAGGAACUUGUACCGGAAUAUUUGCACUGCUUGAAGAAGCAUUUUGUAAAUUACACCUUUCUUCAAGGCAGUGAUGAAGGUUACUUCAUUGGGAUCAUGCUGAGAAAGUCCAGAGUUCAGCUUCUCCACAGCAACAUUGUUAAGUUCCGCACAACAUCGAUGGACAGGAACCUACUUAUGGCAUAUGUGAGCUUCUUUGGCCGAGAGCUGUGUGUGAUGACCUCCCACCUGGAAAGCUGCAAAGGAAGCUACCAGGAGCGACAGGUCCAGCUGAAGAAGGUGUGGACGCGGAUGAGGGAGGUACCGAAGAACAUCUCCGUCAUAUUCGGAGGGGACACCAACCUGAGAGACAAGGAGGUGAGCAGGCUGGGGGGGCUGCCUGAGGGCAUUUGCGAUGUUUGGGAGGCACUGGGCAAGCCAGAAGACUGCAGGUAUACGUGGGAUACGGAAACCAAUGACAACAAGGACAUUCCCCAUUCGGUACGGCUACGCUUCGACCGCGUUUUCAUGCAAGCGGCCAGAGAUGGGCCGGCGGUGGCUCCUGAGAGCAUGGAGCUGAUUGGCCUGGAGAGGCUCAGCUGUGGGUACUUCACUAGUGACCACUGGGGAAUCCUGUGUGCCUUCACCGUUGGACCAGAAGUACCUAUAAAUAAGAGUUCCUGUAAAAGAAGAAGGAAAAAAAGGGAACAAGUGGGGAUCAAUGGAGGUGAAAGUCAUUCAGAGACCAUGAGCUGUCAGGUCCUCGAGGAGGACAACAUAAAGAAGGGUCUGGCCCUGCAAGGAGAAUCAUCCAAGAACCAGGAUUCAGGGGCAGAUUCUCAACAGGACCCAGGACAAGAGACUGAAUGCUUCCUAGGACACCCUGUCCAGUGUGAGCCAGGGGAGAAAGACAAGCUAACUGUGCUCACGUGGAACCUUGAUGGACAUGACCAAGAACUAAAGCGUCUUGGUGGGCUGUUCUCCAACAUUAAAAAGUCCAUCCGGUUGGGGUGUUCAUCCUUCCCCCCUCUCAAGCACCCGCAGCUUGCUUGGCUUCUUCCUUUCAGAAGAUGUGGGUUGGGCUGCCAAUCCUUCCCACCCUCAUUGCCAUCUCUCCAGCCGUGUUCCGUCUCUUCAGUUGUCAUGAUCUUAUUCAUAGUCUUCAUCCGACAUUUUUCUAGUUACUUCACGUGCAUCAUGCUGAGAAAGUCUCGAGUUCAAUUAUUAAAUUGGAAGACAAUUAACCUUCCUUCAGAAACAAUGCAAAGGCACCUACUUAUGGCUGAUGUGAAGUUCUGUGGGUGCAAGUUGUAUGUGAUGACCUCUCACCUAAUAUGCGGCAAAGAGAACUCUCAGGAGCGGCUAAACCAGAUUGGAAAGGUGUGGACACAAAUCAGAGAAGCACCGGACAACGUCACGGUUAUUUUUGGAGGAACCUACUCAUGGCAUACGUGAACUUCUAUGGCCGUGAGCUGUGUGUGAUGACCUCUCACUUAGAGAGUGGUAAGGAGAACUCCCAGGAGCGAAUGAACCAGCUCAGGAGGGUCUGGAAGAGGAUGAGAGAGGCAGCAGACAAUGUCACCGUCAUAUU
Molecule: messenger RNA, 3296 nt
Organism: Brienomyrus brachyistius
Lineage: Eukaryota; Metazoa; Chordata; Actinopteri; Osteoglossiformes; Mormyridae
Gene: tdp2a
Exons: 12
Coding region: 1286-3160 (624 amino acids)
Biological process (GO): double-strand break repair
Cellular component (GO): PML body; cytoplasm
Molecular function (GO): 5'-tyrosyl-DNA phosphodiesterase activity; single-stranded DNA binding
Source: RefSeq, a predicted model, not a curated record